ACACCUCUGAGUGUGCAGGUAAUGGGGGAGUAAUUCUAAAGUCUGUAUUUUGUUAUUAUUGUUGUUGAACUGUUUCAACCAUGGAUGGGAAUAAGGAUGAAGCAGAAAGGUGUAUCGAGUAUGCAGUUAAGUUUCUUGCGGAGGGCAGACUUGAUAAAGCCGAAAAGUUUCUUCAGAAAGCUGAGAGGUUAUACCCAACUCAAAAAGCCAAAGAUUUAUUACAGCAGAUCAAUGCGACACCACCAAAUUCCCAUGAACAAGAAGAAGCUCCCAGAAAACGCAAGAAUACAGGUUCCAAGAAAGAGGAAUCUAAACCAAGUCAACAAGAAGGAGGAGAUUACAACAAAGAGCAAAUGGAAGCUGUUAAAAGGGUUAAAAAAUGUAAAGAUUAUUACGAAAUUUUGGGUGUGUCGAAGGAUGCUACUGAUAGUGAAAUUAAAAAGGCAUAUAAGAAGCUAGCCUUGUUGCUUCAUCCAGAUAAAAAUAAAUGUCCUGGUGCCAAUGAAGCUUUUAAAGCUGUGGGAAAUGCUGUAGCAAUUCUAACAGACCCAGAGAAACGAAAACAGUAUGAUUUAUAUGGGUCAGAAGAAGAGAGGUUGCAACAGUCCAACAGGCAUAGUCAUCGUGAAUACAAUUACACAAGAGGAUUUGAAGCUGAUAUCACUGCAGAUGAACUUUUCAACAUGUUUUUUGGCACUGGAUUCCCUAGUCAGAAUGUGUACAUGAGGAGAGGUGGGAGAUGGCAACGUGCCACAGAAGCCCAGACUCAAAACAGAGAGCAAGCAAAUGGCUAUACUGUAUUCCUGCAGAUGCUCCCAAUACUUCUUCUCAUUGUUCUUUCUAUGAUGAGUAGUUUUUUCAUAUCGGACCCUAUUUACAGUCUACAUGCAAAUUCAAAGUUUCCUGUCCAGAGGACAACAUUGAAUUUAAAGGUGCCCUAUUUUGUGAAGGAAAAUUUCCACACAGAAUAUCAGGGCAGCCUCCGAAGGCUAGAAAUGUCAGUUGAAGAGGAAUAUAUUAACAACCUGCGGCAUGCAUGUCACAGGGAAAAGAAUUACAGGGAUACGAUGAUCUGGAAGGCACGGAAUUUUGGGGACAGGGACUUAUUUCAUAGAGCUCAAAAUAUUCCUACGCCUCAUUGUAACAAACUUCAGGAACUUCAUCCAUAUCACUGAUGGCGUUCUCCUUCAAUUCCUCCGACUGUUUGCAGACUGCUGUGACUCAGAGAAGAAAAUCACCAAAACAAGAGAACCUAUUUUAAUUUAUAAAGGUUGUUUUUUGUCGCUUGUAUAUUUGUGAAUAUAUUGUACAGAAGAAAGUGUAUAGUACAUACAAAGAUAGUUUGUUAGCCUGUGAUUUAAUCUAUGUCACUGGUUAAGACUUUAUUUCUUAAAGAAUGUUCCAUCUAUGGAAUGGACUUGCAAUUGCAUCACAAAAAGCACCGUUCAGAUAAAGAAUGACUAGUCACUUUUCAAAUUGAAUAUUGCUGAGUUUACUUACCCUUUGUGAGAACACAAAAAUGAAGAGGCAAUUUUUAUAUAUUUGUAUGUAUUCUACGUAUAUGUAAUGCAUUUUUCGGAAGUGGUUUGUUUUGUGUGUAUUGUGAAAUAUCUUUAAGAGUUUCUGUUUCAAUUUAGUAAAACGAAAUUCCUGUUUAGGUGGUUAAAAUUUUUUAAAGACUCAGAACCAUAAAAGAAAUUGUUGGCAUUCCAGUUUCAUGUCAGCAUUAGUGUAUGCUAAUCAAACAGGCUGCAAAAUAAUAAUCUGUGAUGACAGUAUCAUGCAGAAUAAUCUGCAGUACUGGAAAUACAAUUCUGACACGUGAUAAGCAAGGUUUAAAGUCGUCAUACAUGAAUUAUGCCUAUUUGAGAGAUCUGGUGUAGAACUGUUAUAUGAUGUGAUAUAGUACUCUUCUAAAUGAAGACCAGUGUUCCUUCCAUUUUUGGAUUUCUUAGCUUUCUCUGUUCUGCAAGGAAACUUCUCUAAGUUCAUUGUAAAGAAUUUUAUAAAAUCGUUGUUUUAGUUGAUUUUUAUUGCAAAAACAUUGUAUUGCGCAUUCCAAAAUUGUGACAAAAGACAGCAUACAUGUGCAUGACCUGCACAGAAUUUGUGGUCUAGUGAAGCUUUUAGUAUUUAAGCAGUAUUUUAUUGAGUGUCACAGGGCAUGAUUUACCAUUAAAUUAAAUAUUUAUUGUUGAUGAUGAA
Messenger RNA from Schistocerca nitens (vagrant locust), 2205 nucleotides. Its product is annotated as dnaJ homolog subfamily B member 12. The record is from RefSeq and is a predicted model, not a curated record. Gene Ontology annotation, cellular component: endoplasmic reticulum membrane. Gene Ontology annotation, biological process: cellular response to misfolded protein. Gene Ontology annotation, molecular function: Hsp70 protein binding. The transcript is spliced from 9 exons. The coding region runs from base 81 to 1175 and encodes 364 amino acids. NCBI's taxonomy places the organism in Eukaryota, Metazoa, Arthropoda, Insecta, Orthoptera, Acrididae.